Ochlerotatus camptorhynchus is the source of this 1042-nucleotide messenger RNA. RefSeq names its product venom serine protease-like. Gene Ontology annotation, cellular component: nucleosome. Gene Ontology annotation, molecular function: DNA binding; protein heterodimerization activity; serine-type endopeptidase activity. Lineage: Eukaryota; Metazoa; Arthropoda; Insecta; Diptera; Culicidae. The transcript is spliced from 3 exons. Bases 29 to 1042 code for a protein of 337 amino acids. The record is from RefSeq and is a predicted model, not a curated record. Gene Ontology annotation, biological process: proteolysis.
GUGUUUUUGUAUCUCCUUCUUUUUUACAAUGACCACGCGAUCUCACCACAUUGCAGUGAUGUUGUACUUUUUCUGCGAGCUAGCAACUCGUGGUUUCUCGAUGACCCCAGAGCAGAAAACGCAAACGAAUACAACCAUUUGUGGCACGAGAUCUAGUGAGUUUCCUCCAGCCAAUUGGCCGUUCCACGUGGCACUUUAUUACACACUGACCCCGUAUCGAAUGUACUAUCUGUGCGGGGGUACGAUAGUGGGUGAGCGAACCGUUAUCACCGCAGCUCAUUGUGUCAUCGGGCAACGGGUGGGGGAAACGAUGAACCGCACAAUGCUCACAAUCCGUGCUGGGAUCUAUGAGCUGGACGUGGUGCAGAGUCAGAAUGUCACAUCGUACGGUGUAGGGGCGAUAAUUUUCCAUCCGAAAUAUGAUUCGAAAAAUCUGGUCAAUGACGUGGCGGUUUUGACGGUCGCCGAGAGCAUUGAGUUCAACGCGGUGAUUCAACCAGCAUGUUUGUGGCCUCCGGAGGAAAGCAGUUUACGCGGAAUUCAACGCACUGUCGGUACCGCUAUCGGGUGGGGUAUUGACGAUACGGAGCAGUUUUCGAGAACACUGAAGGAGAGCACCAAUCGGUUGCCAUCGAUGGGAAAGUGCCGGAAGAUGUUUGGAAACUUUUUGGACAAAUUCAACGGAACGAUCCUGUGUGCACGAACCGGAGUUUGCAGCGGCAGUGGAGGCAGUGGCCUGUACGUGCAGCGAGGCGACCGACUGUUCCUUCGAGGUAUUGUGACGUUCGGUCCAACCACUGGACAUAGUAAAAAAUGUGGCAUUGAUACGCUCACAGCAUUCCUGAACAUUGCCCACUACACGGAAUGGAUUCAGCAGGAGAUGCAGCACAGCAUCACCAGCUCGGCCAUUGCAGGAAUCCAGCAAGGCCAUCUGGUCGGUCUGUUCGAAGAUACCAACCUGUGCGGCAUCCACCUCAAGCGUGUCACAAUUAAGCCAAAGGACAUUCAGCUGGCUCGUCGUAUUCGUGGUGAACGCUCUUAA